Molecule: messenger RNA, 411 nt
Organism: Aureobasidium uvarum
Lineage: Eukaryota; Fungi; Ascomycota; Dothideomycetes; Dothideales; Saccotheciaceae
Source: the annotation of a GenBank genome assembly
AUGAAGCCUCUCGUCAAGGGCGAAGACACAGGCAUUGUCGAGAUCCCAGCAAACUGGUACAUCGAUGACCUACCACCAAUGAUGUUCAUCAAGAAAGCGGCAAACAGCCACGGAUGGGUCAGCGCAAGAGAUGUCGAGCAGCUCUGGAUGGAUCAUUUCGACUACUUCUACCGCGAGCAUGACGAGUUUGUGUUCCCUAUGACGAUCCACCCUGAUGUCAGCGGUAGACCACAUGUGCUGUUGAUGCAUGAGAGGAUUAUCGAACAUAUCAACAAGCAUGAAGGUGUCGAGUGGGUGACGAUGGGUGAAAUGUCGGACGAGUUCAAGAAGAAGAACUCGCCGCCGCCGAAUGCACUGAUGCCGGCGACGAGAGAGGAGGUUGAGGAGAUGCUGAAGAAGCAGAAGAAGUAA